Exophiala spinifera is the source of this 2001-nucleotide messenger RNA. RefSeq lists its product as uncharacterized. Gene Ontology annotation, biological process: DNA-templated transcription. Lineage: Eukaryota; Fungi; Ascomycota; Eurotiomycetes; Chaetothyriales; Herpotrichiellaceae. Bases 1 to 2001 code for a protein of 666 amino acids. The record is from RefSeq and is a predicted model, not a curated record. Gene Ontology annotation, molecular function: transmembrane transporter activity; zinc ion binding; DNA binding. Gene Ontology annotation, cellular component: membrane. The transcript is spliced from 10 exons.
AUGUCCACGGCUGGUGGACGUGGAGAUGCACUGGCGGUGUUGGAGAAGGAUGUCCCUUACGAUACGGGGGCGCUUGGUGGAAACCUAGCUAACCCUGGCACAUGGCGUGGAGUGACCCUCUCACCUCCAGGCACGGUGUUCUGUGAUGGCUCAUUCCCCGGACUCCAACUGGGCUCAUUUGUGAAGGCCGCUGUUGAUCGUCAGCAUGAGCAAGAGGCACUGGCCGGCCAGCUGGACGUGGAGGUGAAAAGAAUCAAGCGCAUUGUGCGUCGGCUGGACUCUCGCCUCGUGCUAAUUCUGGCCGUCCUGUAUGUGUGGGCUUUCAUCGAUCGAGGCAAGCCGGCGAAUUUCUUCGUCGGCUAUAUCCUGAUCGAUGCACCGGCUACCUUCAUCGUGCGGAAGAUCGGGGCCCUUGUGUGGCUUCCAACGAUUGUUGUUUGCUCGUGUAAUGCGAAAGAUUGGAAAGUCUGGGAAUUCUCAUUCCAUGGCUUGUUCAAUAACACUGCUCUGUAUGCUUUUGCAUAUUUCCUGCCGGUUAUCUUACAGAAGAGUCUUCAUUACCCGACCUCAAAAGCUCAACUAUUCACGUUUCCGCCAUACGCUGUGGCAGCCCAGUGGAUUCUCUUUUGCGCCUGGAUAUGUGAUAGGCUGAAGGUAAGAGGGCUGAUGCUGGUUCUGAAUAGCUCGCUGUACAUGAUUGGAGUGUGCAUUACUGCAUUCUGCGAAAAUCCUCACGCAAGAUAUGGCGGUGUUUUCAUUGGCGUGAUGGGCAUUACUGGUAACGCAAGUAACCCUUGGGCCUACGCGCACAAUAAUGUUGGUAAGCUUGUUGCAAACCAGAUUGGAGGUUCGAAUUCUGACUCUAGGCUAGUCGGUCAAGCAGAGCGUGCCUUAUGUGCUGUCAUUAUUGCAGGCAACAUUUUCCAGGCCAAGGAUGCUCCAGCCUACAGAACUGCACUGAUAAUCUACAUUGCAUUCCAGUCUUUCAAUAUCCUGCUGGUGGUCAACAACUCCGUGGAUUUUGCCAGAGCACACAAGAAGGACAAACAGAGAGGAGUUGAUCAUAGAAGGAACGCCCGAUUUCUGGAUCUUGCUUUCACGUCAGAUCUUCCACAGGAAGCCUUCAAUGACAAUGCCCACAUACACCAUGACUCAAGGGGACCAAUUGGCCGGGUCGAACCAGAAACAUCCUUUUCGAGAUUUGGCUCACCUCUUCCUGCCCUUCAUUUUGAGACUCGAGAGCAAGCAUCUCGGGGAUCGGGACAGGCCGAACUCAAUGCGAAUUGCCGACCCGUGUGGAAGAUAUCAGGGCAUCAUUAUCGCCAAAUCGUUACCAACAUCCAAAAGUUUGACCAGGUCAUGCCGAAAGGUUUCAGCAUGCCUUCCAGGCACACCAUGUUCAGGUUUCUCGAGGGUGCAAUCAAGGGCUACUAUGAGCACCUUCCCAAUCUUCACGUCCUGACAUUUUCACCUGUCCAGGCUACCCCAGAACUGAUACUCUCCAUGUGUGCGAUAGGAGUCCUGUUUCGUUUCGAGGCGCACCGAUGUCCCAUGAUGUUCCAUGCAGCAAAAGCCAUAGCAUUCGAACAAAUCAAAAUCCAGGAGCAGGCAAGGCUUGCAGCUAGAGCCAGUCUCCAACCACAGAUACCCCUUUCCAUGUCUCUGGGCCUGAAUAAUACUCAGAGACCCAGCGAGCUCAAGCUGGCCGACAUUGGUGACAAGGUCAUGGAUCCGGAUGUGCAGACCUUGCAGGCGCUGAUAGCUCUUCUGUGUCUCGGUGCUUGGGGAUCUCAACCAGAGCUUGUCAAGGAAGCCAUUGCUUUACAGAGCGUGGCCGCCCCCAUGGUGCGUGGCGAUGGAUUCUCCCGGUUGAGGGUAACGAGUUCUCCUUGCGCAGGCAUGUCUGAAUGGCAUCGUUGGGUCCUCCAGGAGAGUCGAAAGCGAACCAAGUUGAUGACAUAUUGCAACUGGUCUCCGUUGCCUACCACAUACCUCCGCUAA